This is a messenger RNA of Parnassius apollo (apollo), 1203 nucleotides long. Lineage: Eukaryota; Metazoa; Arthropoda; Insecta; Lepidoptera; Papilionidae. The record is from the annotation of a GenBank genome assembly.
AUGGACGAUCGAAUGCAAGCACAAAUUCGUUCGUGGUUGGAAGAGGAUUCUGGUGAUGAGUUUGAUGCAGAUCUUGAAAAUGGAGAACAAUAUCGAAUUGAUACCAUAGAAAGCGAUAGUUCUGUUAUCCGCAGUCCUCACGAAACUGAUACGGAGCAAUCGUCGGAUGAAAACGACUCCCGCGACUCAACAACAAAGAGAUGGCGAAGUCAUAUUACUUCAUUAAAAAGUUUAAAAGCAAAUAGGUCAGCUUUGCAAAUAUUGGCAGUUCGAGAAGACGUGGAAAUUGCAAGAGAUAUUAAAGAUUUAAUUCUAAGUGAUGAUUUUUGGACGAAGACAGGUGAAUGUGUAAGUAUUUUGGAACCAGUCACUGAAAGCAUAUUUUACUUAGAGAGCGACCAGAAACGUAUACAUCGCACAUACAUUACAUUUAAAGAUAUACAAGCUAAGAUACGUUUCACUUUUACUGAUAUUUCAACAUUGAGCGAAGAAAGCAAACAGCAAAUUCUAACAUCAGUCUCUUCAAGAUGCAAUAUGGCAAUUAGACCAAUACAUUUGGCAGCAUAUAUCCUAGACCCUACAACUCAGGGAUUAGAACUUACUCAAGAGGAAGAACUUCAGGGUAUGGAGUUUAUCUACAAUUUAAGUCAACACUUGAAGAGUAACAUUGCUGAACAAGAACAUUUGACAAAUGAUCAAGAACCUUUAGGACCUUACUCGAGAGAAAAUAUAGUCGGAAGAAAAAAGAAAAAAACGUCAGAUGAUGGCACAAGCGAACUGUUAACCACAUUAAACAAGUGUAUUGAAACUCGCAAAAAUAAGGAGGAUAUUUUGAAACAAGAUGAGGACAGAAUGUUCCUGAUGUCCCUAUUAUCAUCAUUUAGGGCAAUUCCGGAGCACAAAAAGUCAGCUGCGAAAAUUCAAUUAAUCAGUGUAAUCGAAUCAUUCCGAUCCUCUACUCAAAAUAAUAUACUAUAUCCAAACACAAUGUGGCGAAAUUUUAAUGAGUACGAGUAUGAGCGUCGUUACUUCACACCGGAGGCCGGGCGUUCAACAGCACCAAGUCAACAAUCACGCCCUGAAGCACAACAUUAUUAUACGCUACCAACUUCAACUCCUUCAGAACGUGAACGCCCAGAGUCGCGAUUUUCUACUGUCACUUCAAAUACCUCGCAAGAUUCUGACAUUUUGGAUCUAUUUUGA